This is a messenger RNA of Heterobasidion irregulare TC 32-1, 1046 nucleotides long. RefSeq lists its product as uncharacterized. The record is from RefSeq and is a predicted model, not a curated record. Gene Ontology annotation, molecular function: nucleic acid binding. The transcript is spliced from 4 exons. Bases 98 to 928 code for a protein of 276 amino acids. Lineage: Eukaryota; Fungi; Basidiomycota; Agaricomycetes; Russulales; Bondarzewiaceae.
AUUGCCUUCUCCUCUCUCCUCCUCCUCCUCCCUCUCUGUCUCUCCGCGGCUCUCUUGUCUCCUGUAACGGCCACCAGCUUACUUUCUUGACCACAAAAUGGCAUCUCUCCUCGAACGCAUGAACAUCGAUGUUCCGGCGACCUCUGUCGGACCCGUCCGCACCAAACCGAAACGCGCAACCCCCACUCCUUACAACCGCUCGCCAAAGCUGCCCAGAGGUGACGUGAACGGAACGUGGGAGCACGACCUGUAUCAGACGGAUGGAGGGAACGGAAAGUCCCUGUCGGCGCGCCUCACGUCGCCCGGGGGUGCGCCGAAGAUGAACUUUGGGUUUGCGGAGAAGGCGCUGCAGGAGGCGACGGGGGUGAGGGGGGACCGCGGGGAGCUGUCGAUACGUGGUGCGAGUUCGCGUGGAAAUGUCGUAGAGGUGACGGGCCUCGUAAGUGGUACCACAGCCGAGGAUGUCGAGGCCAUCUUCAAGCGCUGUGGCCCCAUUACCCAGUCAUCCGCAAAGCCGACUGCCGCGGGGGGCGUGUCUGUCCGGUUAACGUUCAAGCACGAAAAGGACGCAAAGACCGCAGAGACGCAGUUCGACAAACAAGUCGCUGACGGGAAGACGCUCCACGUGAAGGUGAUCGGCGGCGUCAACGCCAGUCUUACCGGACGUCUGGGCGUGGGCGUACAAGACGGGAGCGUCGACGUGCUGCUGGGCGAGAGCACAGGAUCUUCGAAAAUGCGCUCCGAUGAUAUUUUGAGCGACGCCGACGCUCGCGCGCGUGCGCAUGUUCUCGUCGCACCUCCCGGCGCCGACCCCAAAGACUACACGCAACAGCACUGGCGCGGUCGCGGUAGAGGGAGAGGACGGCGGGGGUUCGUCAAUGGGAAUGGGCGACGGGGAAAAGGAGAAGGGCGGAUGGAUGUAGACUGAAACCGCUGUCCGAGAAUCGGCGUUUUUUCUCUGCUGUUUUUCUGUGUCGUUAUCGUCGGGUGCCCCCUCCGCUCUGUCUCUUGUCUCUUUGUGUUGUACUAGCCAUACUCUAUCCUCC